Molecule: messenger RNA, 1266 nt
Organism: Lolium perenne
Lineage: Eukaryota; Viridiplantae; Streptophyta; Magnoliopsida; Poales; Poaceae
Source: RefSeq, a predicted model, not a curated record
AUGCAGAGCAUCAAUCGCGAGACUAUCCUUGAAGACUUGCCCGAGGCGGUCCUCAUCAAAGAGAUACUCGUUAGGUUGCCGGCCGAAGAUAUCCUCCACUGUCGUGCUGUCCGCAAGUCAUGGCGUCAUGCUACCUCCACCAACGACUUCCUCCUCGCACACCACAAACACCAACCGUCUCUUCCGGUCAUCGACUUCAUAAAGCGUGAAGGUGAAGUGUGUGAACGCCACCUUUUUGUAUUUUGCGACUCUAGUACAGGUGCCGAUAGUCGCAAGCUCAACCAGCGGACCAUUCUCUGGGAUCCCGACCGAUGCCACUAUAUUAACAAACCUGCGAUCUAUGGUGCCUAUGAUGGCCUCCUUGUGAUCCAUGGUGCAUGUGAUGGACUCCUUAUAGUAUCGUUCAAUGGUGAAAAUGGAUUGUUUGACGUCUGCAAUCCAAGUACCCGCCAACGUGCUCCCCUACCGCUGCUUUGUGAUGAUGAAUAUAGCCUAGCACUACGAGUUCUCAUUGCUGGCUUCUACCAACAUAGUGCAUCUGGAGAAUACCGGGUGCUCUACUCUAUUUGGAGAAGGGAUGCUGAUAUUCUCGCUUCCACGGUUGAUUUCCACAUCCUUGCAGUUGGAUCCAGUGAGCCGAGGUCAAUUGGACAACCGCCAUUGCAACACGAUUUUCUGGAUGGACUCACAUGUUCUAAAAAUGCACCGGUCCUCAACCACGACAAUUUGCAUUGGCUUUUGGAAUGGUACUAUACUGGCUUUGAAUUCAGCAACAUAUUUAUGUUUGACACCGUGGUUGAGACAUUCCGGUGGAUGCGCAGUCCUCCCCGUCAGUACCCUUGGAUGUCAUUACUGGACCUGGAUGGUGUUCUUGCUAUGUGCAGCCGUCACGAUGGCGACAUCAUAGAUAUUUAUGUUAUGCAUGACUACGAAGCCGAGGUCUGGACCCUUAGGCACCGUAUUAAACUAUCGACAGUGGGGGCACCACCACAGAGCUAUUUACCGGCUAGAAUAAUACGCAAGAUUGUUGCACUCAAUGAGCGUGAGUUGUUAAUCGAGCAUCCAAGUGGUGUUUCACAUUGUGACAUCAAUGACAAGCUUCUUGGAAAGAUGGAGUGGAAUGUACACGAAGGCAACCACGUGCGCAUUACUUCGUUCCGCUUUCAGGAGAACAUUGUCCCACUCCCUUUCUUUGGGAUGCAAGAAGAUCGUGGUCACAACUGGAUGCUAGAAGAAGAAGAAUAUGAGAUGCUAUGUUCCAUAUGA